Messenger RNA from Triplophysa rosa, 525 nucleotides. Its product is annotated as prosaposin-like. Lineage: Eukaryota; Metazoa; Chordata; Actinopteri; Cypriniformes; Nemacheilidae. The transcript has 5 exons. The coding region runs from base 29 to 472 and encodes 147 amino acids. Gene Ontology annotation, biological process: lipid metabolic process; defense response to bacterium. The record is from RefSeq and is a predicted model, not a curated record.
UUCUUCAGGUCACAGCUCAUCAUCUAAGAUGCUCCGCAACGUCUUUCUUGUCACUUUGCUCAUAUGUUCAGUCUGUGCAGUUCACUGGGAGAUUCGUGAAGUGGAGUCCUCUGAGGAUGUCGAUGAGAUGCCUGCUGACAAAAUGACAAAACAGAAGCUGCCUGGCGUUUGUUGGGCGUGUACUUGGGUCAUGAAAAAGGUGAAAAAAAUGAUCUCCCCGAAUUCAACCCAGGAAGAAAUUAAACAAGAUCUUUAUGCCGUCUGUGAGAAAAUUGGCUUUUUGAAACGCUUAUGCAAGAGUUUUGUUAAUAUGUAUUUGGGCACUUUGGUGGAGGAUCUCAGCACCACCGAUGGUCCAAAAACUAUCUGCAUCAACGUUGGAGUCUGCAAGUCAACAUCAUCAUUCUCAAAGAAGUUCAUUCCUUCAUCUGAUCCAGAAUUUGACAAUUUCCUAAUGAGUACAGAUUACUAGCAGCAUUUACUAAAUCUACAUGUAUACGUGUACAUGUAAUAAAAUAUAUCUAU